AUGAAUCCUGAUCCCGGAGCCACAGAGAUGGAUUCCUCUUGUGUGACCCCUGGAGAUCCCACCGGGGCCGAGCCAGAGACCCAGGAGCUGGAUCCGGUUGUGGUGUGGGUUCCCAGCGGGAGGCGUCUGAUCUCUGGCCUGCUGGGGAUGAACGUGGUCCUGCUGGGGGGGGCCCUGGUGGCAGGACAGGCCUUUAACCCCCAGGGCCUGAAGAAUCAGGAGCCCCAGGUGUUCCUGCUGCUGCUGAUGGGGGCCGGUUUGAUCUGGAUCCUGUGGUACCUGCUGUGGGCCCGGAAGCAACCCGGCAUCAGCCCACAUAAAGACCACCAUGCCGGGGGAACCACAGUUAUCUUGGUCCUGGUUCUGUUCGCUGCCUUCAGUGUGGUGCUGUUCAUCUGCAGGUUCGGGUACCUGAUCAGCUUGAGGACUUGUCAGCCGCCUGUUAAAGUGCUGUCUGCGUUCAUGGAGGCUCCUUUCCUGCUGCUGCAGACGUAUUUACUGUGGGCUCACUCCAAGGAUUGUGUCCACAAACACAAGAUAAUCACCAGGUCUGGACUGAUGGUGAUUCUGUCAGCUGACCUGCUGCUGUGGCUCAACGCCGUCACCGAGGACACGAUCCACGAGGAGAUCGAGUUAGAAAAGAGCGAAGGGUUCAAGUUCAGCAACACAAACUCAUCCGAGGCCGACGACUCGGACUCAGCAGGUAACUUGACGUUGUGUCGCUGCAGUGCGAGCGCCGCCUGCCUCAUCUUCAGGAAAGGCUUCGAGAUCCUGUAUCCCUUCAACAUGGAGUUCUACCUGAUGGCCGGCUGCAUGAUCUACGUGAUGUGGAAGAACGUGGGCCGCAGGACGAGUCCGGGGCACCACGUCUCCGAGAAGCUGACCCUGAACGUGGUGUACCAGGGCGGGGUCAUCUACGGCCUGGUGUUCGGCGGCCUGGUGCUCGUGGUGGGAGUGACGGUGUUCGUCCUCUACCAGGUGUGGGUCACCCAGCCGCAGCUUCGCCUCACCGCCUUCCUCGUCUUCUACGGCUUCCACUUGGCCGUCAUGCCCGUCAUGUCCCUCUGCUCGCUGGCCGGGACGCUGGUGCACCGGCUGGAGAGGAGGGCCCAGGAGGCCGGACUCAACCCGACCCGGAGCCUGGACGUGAUGCUCCUGGUGGCCGCGGCUCUGGGCCAGCUCGCCCUCUCCUACUUCUCCCUGGUGGCGGCCCUGGCUCUGGGGAGCAGCGGGCCCCUGGGGGACCUGGACCUGUCCUACUCCCUCCUCAGCCUCCUGGAGCUCGUCCUCCAGAACAUCUUCAUCAUCGAAGGCCUCCACCGGCACCCGAACCUGCUCGCCAAGAAGAAGGAGAAGCACAGGAGCAGCAUAUUUAAGCCAAAGAGAAAGGUGAGGACAGAGAUAGAAGAAGAGAAGAAGACGGAUAUCUCACUGCUGGAGGGAAACACGUCACCGGCUGUCCACGUGCAUGAUGGGAAAAAGACCUGGCACAAGAGAGCGAUACAGGAAAUCUGUGCUUUCCUCGUCCUCUCCAACAUCAUGCUGUGGGUCAUCCCGGCCUUCGGAGCCCACCCUCAGUUUGAGAACGGCCUGGGGAAACAGUUCUUCGGCUUCAGCGCCUGGUUCGUUCUGGUGAACCUGGGCCAGCCGCUCAGCGUCUUCUACAGGAUGCACUCGGUGGGCGCUCUGAUGGAGCUGCUCAUCACCGCGUGA
Messenger RNA from Limanda limanda (common dab), 1713 nucleotides. Its product is annotated as proton channel OTOP3-like. Gene Ontology annotation, molecular function: proton channel activity. Bases 1 to 1713 code for a protein of 570 amino acids. The record is from RefSeq and is a predicted model, not a curated record. Gene Ontology annotation, cellular component: membrane. Gene Ontology annotation, biological process: proton transmembrane transport. Lineage: Eukaryota; Metazoa; Chordata; Actinopteri; Pleuronectiformes; Pleuronectidae. The transcript is spliced from 7 exons.